Mycena indigotica is the source of this 1218-nucleotide messenger RNA. RefSeq lists its product as uncharacterized. Bases 1 to 1218 code for a protein of 405 amino acids. The record is from RefSeq and is a predicted model, not a curated record. The transcript has 3 exons. Lineage: Eukaryota; Fungi; Basidiomycota; Agaricomycetes; Agaricales; Mycenaceae.
AUGGACGUGUUCCCGCCCGAAGUCGCGCUGCUCAUCCUCUCCCAGGUCCCGCAGCGCACGCUGGUGGCGCUGUGCAGCCUGUCCAAGGCGCUGCGCGGCGUGGCCGAGGCGGCGCUGUACCGGAGCGCGUCGGUUGGGGCAGAGGGACUAAAGGGGUGGUGCAGUGCCAUUAUAGGCUCGGAAAAGGGGAAGGAGGCGCGUGUUCUGACUAUCGCGCUGCCGAACGGACAGAUUCCGGCCUCGAAUGCGGCACGACUCCAGUCAGCGCUGGAGCGAUGCGGGAAUCUGAGGCAACUGCACGUGUUGCAAGCUGGGGAUUACCUGAUCACGGUGAAGGACGACCCACAGCUAUGGCCCCUCCUCACCGCGCUCUCCUGCCGCCUGACCCACUUCACCGUCGUCGCGCCGUUUACCUCCCACAACAUUGCCGUCGCCGCUGUGCGCUUCUUCGCCACACAAAAUCUGACCGCGAUAUCCCUCCCGAACUGCAGCGUAAAACACCCUCCGGACUUGUCUUGUCUGCCCAGCGUCGUCUCGCUGUCCAUAACGGCGAAAGCUUUCGAGGCGGUGCAGCCGGCCGUGAAGGGGUGGAAGCUGCAGAACGUGCAGCUAUACAUGACGUUCAACGACGUCCAGCGCCUGCGCUUCCUAGCGCAGCACGUGGCGACAUUGACGAGCCUGUCGCUGGUGCGCGACCCCGGCUCGGCCGUGCCGACCGCCGACAUGAUGACCGCAAUCGCGAAGUGGGUGCCCGGGAUUGAGCGGCUGUGUAUCACCGAGACUGGCACCAGCCAGCCACGGCGCGACGAGCCGUCCCUCCACCAUAUUAUGUCACGCUUCCCCAGCUUGCGCAAACUCGUGCUCCAAUUUCACCGCACGCAGAUCACGUUCUUUGAAGACCCCGACCCGCCCGCCCGGGCCGAGCCCACCCGGCGCAGCGCGCGCAACGCACCCGCGCCGGCCCCGCCCCCGGCGCCGCUCAAGCUCACCCGGCCCGGCGACCGGCGCAAGCUCGGGGACGCGCUGAUGGCCGCGUUCCCGCAGUUGGACCGGCUCGAGCUCGGCGCGGACGUGUUUGUUGGGGCGGUGGGGCUCGAGAAGACGUGGGUCACCGCGGUUUGGGCGCGCUUCCCGUCUGGGGCGGGCCCGGGGAGGGUGGAGUGGUCGGAGGUGGCUGGGCGGGUGUGGGAUGCGCAGACGAGUUUCUCGGGGUAUUGA